Erythranthe guttata (spotted monkey flower) is the source of this 2500-nucleotide messenger RNA. Its product is annotated as Leucine-rich repeat protein kinase family protein. Gene Ontology annotation, biological process: protein phosphorylation. NCBI's taxonomy places the organism in Eukaryota, Viridiplantae, Streptophyta, Magnoliopsida, Lamiales, Phrymaceae. Gene Ontology annotation, molecular function: protein kinase activity; protein binding; ATP binding. The record is from RefSeq and is a predicted model, not a curated record.
AUUCGUUCGCGUAAAGCUCACAUCGAAUUAUUGUCCCUUUUCCGAACCGUGAAUUCGAAGCACCAAACAUCCGUUUCAUAUACUCCUCCAACACUCUCUCUCUCUCUCCUCUUCACUCUUUCUCUCUCUACCCCCUUUUUACAUUCUCUCUCUCUGAUAUGGCUUCUCGUUGGAAUUCGCCGUCAAUUGGAGCUCACUGAAGCUGAAUUUCCUCUUUUUUAUUAACGCAGAAAACGAAAAUGGCGGUGGUUCCGAAGCGUUUUGUUGUUUGGCCGGCUGUCCUCGUCGUUUUCGCGGCGAUGCUGCUGUGCCGCUACCGAGUUCACUCGGAGCCGACUCAGGACAAGCAGGCGUUACUCUCGUUUCUAUCGCAGGUCCCCCACGAGAAACGCCUCCAGUGGAGCGAGUCCGACUCGGCGUGCUCCUGGAUUGGCGUGGUGUGCGACCCUACCAACUCGUCGGUUUACUACCUCAGACUCCCCGGCGUCGGACUUGUCGGCCAGAUUCCGCCCGACACGCUGAGUCGACUCAGUCAGCUACGAGUCCUCAGCCUCCGGUCCAACCGCCUCUCCGGUCCAAUUCCGCCCGAUUUCUCCCAGCUUAAGCUCCUCCGCAAUGUCUACCUCCAGGACAACCAGUUUUCGGGAGAGUUCCCGGCGAGUCUCACCGAGUUGACUCGGAUCGUCAGGCUGGACCUCUCCUUCAACAGAUUCGCCGGACCAAUCCCAUUCUCCGUCAACAAUCUCACCCAUCUGACCGGCCUCUUCCUACAGAACAACGCCUUCACCGGGAAAAUCCCGAGCAUUGCCCCACCCGGACUCACCGAUUUCAACGUGUCCAACAACCGCCUGAACGGUUCGAUCCCAAGCGCGUUAGCGAAAUUCCCCGCAUCCGCAUUCGCGAAUAAUUUGCAGCUGUGCGGCGGUCCGCUGCCGCCGUGCAGCCCGUUCUUCCCCUCACCGGCGCCGUCACCUUCAUUACCUCCGGCCGCGAUCUCCACCCACAAGAAAAACAAAAAACUCUCCACAGCCGCAAUUAUCGGAAUCUCAAUCGCCGCCGGUAUACUCCUCCUCCUCCUCAUACUCGCCCUAAUUUUCCUCAUUCUGAGAAGAAGCAAAAAGAAGGAAACCACAAAAGUCCAAAAACCCCCAGCAAUAGCAGCGUCGAGAGCACUGGCGGAGGCCGGCACAUCCUCAUCAAAGGACGACAUCACCGGUGGAUCGGCGGAGGGAGGAGAGAGAAACAAGCUAGUCUUCUUCCACGGCGGCGGAUACACCUUCGAUUUGGAAGAUCUACUCCGAGCAUCGGCGGAGGUUUUGGGCAAAGGAAGCGUGGGCACAAGCUACAAAGCGGUGCUGGAGGAAGGCACAACCGUGGUGGUGAAGAGGCUGAAAGACGUCGCCGCCGCGAAGAAAGAGUUCGAUCAGCAAAUGGAGAUUUUAGGGAACACCAAGCAUCAGAAUAUUCUGCCGCUCAGAGCUUAUUACUUCUCAAAGGACGAGAAAUUGUUGGUGUACGAUUACAUGCCCGCCGGCAGCUUAUCUGCACUCCUCCAUGGCAGCCGAGGCUCAGGGCGAACACCUCUAGACUGGGAAAACCGACUCAGAAUAGCACAAAGUGCAGCAAGAGGACUGGCCCACCUCCACACAUCAUCAAAGCUAGUCCACGGUAACAUAAAAUCCUCCAACAUACUCCUCAAACAAGACAACUUCGAUUCUUGCAUCUCCGAUUACGGUCUCAACUCUCUCUUCUCCAACGCAACCCCACCAAACCACCGCGUCACGGGCUACCGGGCCCCCGAAGUUCUCGAAACCCGAAAAGUCACCUUCAAGUCCGACGUCUACAGUUUCGGAGUACUAAUCCUGGAGCUAUUAACCGGCAAAGCGCCCAACCAGGCUUCGUUGGGCGAGGAGGGGAUCGAUCUGCCGCGGUGGGUGCAGAGCGUGGUGCGUGAGGAAUGGACCGCUGAGGUUUUCGAUGUCGAGCUGAUGAGGUACCAUAAUGCAGAGGAAGAGAUGGUGCAGCUGUUGCAGAUAGGUAUGGCGUGUGUCGCUAUUGUACCUGAUCAGAGGCCCACCAUGGGAGAUGCUUUGAGAAUGAUUGAGGAUAUGAAUAGAGGCGGUGAUACUGACGAUGGGUUAAGACAGUCGUCCGAUGAUGCUUUGAGAGGAUCGGAUAGCCAAACGCCUCCUACGGAAUCGAGGGCUUCGCCACCUGGCGUCACGCCAUAGGUCGGUUGAGGAAUUAUCACCAGACUGCAGCUUGUGUAGCUUUUUUUAUAUAUAUAUAUAUUUAAUUCUUUUGGGGGGGGCUUUGAUUGAUUAGCUUUCUUCUCUUGUUUGAUUAUGCAAAUGAUGUUGUUGUUGUUUAUUGUUGUUAUUAUUUUUUCUUUUAACUAUUUUUUUUGGGGGAUUGUGUAGAUUAUGGUAGAUGCAAAGUUGAAUUGGUUGUGGGUGUUUGAGUAUUCCAUGAACUGAUUGGAGUUGACCCUGUUAUUAUU